Messenger RNA from Gallus gallus (chicken), 3215 nucleotides. It is a transcript of the gene CCDC167, whose product is annotated as coiled-coil domain containing 167. The transcript has 4 exons. NCBI's taxonomy places the organism in Eukaryota, Metazoa, Chordata, Aves, Galliformes, Phasianidae. Bases 19 to 309 code for a protein of 96 amino acids. The record is from RefSeq and is marked validated.
GCGGACGGGCCCGGGACCAUGGGCAAGAAGCGAGAGGGGCUGAGCGUGGCCCGGGAGAUUGAUGAACUGGAGGAAAAGCUGUCACUUUGCAGACAGAGCAUGGAGGAAGUAGAUCUCAAACUGCGCGGGGAGAAGCUCAGCCAUGAAGGAAGAAAGUCACUGGAGAGAGAGAGAAACCUACUAAUGACCAAAGCUGACAACUAUGAGAAAGAACUGAGUGUGCUUCGUAAAGAAAAUCGCAAGAAUGCUGCCCUUGCUGUGGCCAUGGUGUUGUUGAUUGCUCUUAUUUACACCUGCUGGACAAUGUGAUUGCACUCAAGAAUUCUCCCUGCUGACCAAAUGAUUCUACUGCAAGGAGCUCUUCCUUCUCACCACUGCACCUCUCCGAAGGGUGAGGAUAUCGGCAUUUCAGACUGCUGUUCUUGUUUAUCAUCUCCAAGCCUCACCUUAGGGAAGCUAAAAUUUUCUCUGAGAACUGAGUUGACUGAGAAAACAGGUUGAGCAGAAGUCAAGCUGGAACUCUUACCCAACGUGCAGUCAAAACCGUCAGGCCCGAUGGAGAAAUGCAGUAUGUUCUCCCUUUUGAAGAAGAUGUCUGGUUGCAGACAAGUGCUCUCUGCCCAAGCUAGUCAGAAGACAUGCCACCUCCUUGGUUGUUGUUGUCUCAAGCCUCAGCUGAAGGGACACCAAGCUCAUUAAAUCAGUGUAACCUUGUGUAUUGUGACAUGGACACCACGUGUCCCCAGAACUGAGAUAAACAAAGAUGGUUCUUCCAUUCCAACAUAAGAGGACCAGAACCACCCUACUGCUAUAAAAACAGAUGGGAGGUGGGUAUCUUAUGCAGACACAUAGCAGCCAACUUGAGAUCUUCAGACUUGGGCUUUGAAAAUACCUACAUACCUCUCUUGCGCGUCAGUUUGGUAACCAUUUUGUGCCUCAGCCAACAUUUGCAAAAAAGAUUUUACUGUCAACUCCCAGGGAUGGAAGUGCCUUUGUAGGGCUUUAAAUAAAGUGAUCUGACAUUGUAGCUUUCAGCUUUUCCCUCCCCUUUUUGUUACAGCUCCAGUUUUGCAGCACGCCUCCUCUCAGGCCACUCGUUAGGAUCCUAUCAUCCUGCAGUCUCCUCUCUUUCUGGUGCAGCGACACAGCUGAGGUAGCCCUGAGGGAGCACUUGUCAGGAAAGCCUUUAGAAGGGCACUACCUUCAACAUUUUAAACUCUGCAAGGUGUUUCCUGUUGCCACACUAACACGGGCUGCGAGCCCCAGUUUUGUGGGAAAUAAAGUAAGCAAGAAGUGAGUUGAACUAAAGGGGCUGUAUUGGUAAUAGAGACAACAAAAGCAGAGAAAUCAACACAAAAUGAUACACAGCCUAAUAACAAUACAUUGUGCAAUUCACGUACAUAAACAUUCGCUUCAGCAAGAUGUUCAUCGGUUUCCAUUCCCAACAUAAUCCUUCUGUAUUUACCCCGCACCAAGGAAGCAAGUAGCACGGUGCCUUACGUUUGCCUUCUUGGACUGGGAUUCAGAAUCAAGGUUCAGUGCAUCAAAAACAAAAAUAAAAGCAAAUUAAAACUGGGAGGAACUGGAGGCAACAGGGCAAACAGGAAAUAUCUGCAAAAGCUAGCCUGCAGCUCAUCAGGUUUCUUUUGCACUCUCAGAAGCCUACAAGCUCUACAGUACACUUCCUAGUCACCCUUCUGCCUGCUGGCCCAGAGGAGAGACAGAAACCCUGAGUGGAGGACAUAAUACUUACCAAAGCAGCCUGGCAAAGGGAGCAGCAUGCUUUGCUGGCAUUACAAGGGCCUCAAGGCAGUCUGCGAAAGUGCCAGAACUCAAAUUAUUCACUUACAAAGCUAACUGCUCACAGGCCUGGAAACCACACAGUUAGAGGUGCUUUUUUUUACCCACUGGAAGAGAAUCCCCUUCAUCCCUUGUGGAAGUGCUUUUGCCAGCAAAAAUUGCCAGUUACAGAUCUCUUGUUCUUUGGGUGGGGGGAAGGAAGCCUGCCAUUUCUCAUGUAUGUAUUAGCUAUACUUGGGUGGAUCGUCAUUCACAGGAUGCAGUAACAACAUGCAGUCAAUCAGCUGUUCCAGUAGACCUGUAUCUAGGCAUUAAUGACCACCAACAUGGAAAAAGAUCCUUUUAUCCACUUCCAUCACUUUAGGUUGGAGCUUGAGAGGAAAGAAUAGCUCCCUUGCACAGUAUUCAGGGCAACCUAUCCACAACCCAGCCACCCAUCCACUCCCCAAGUUUUGCUUCCUUUUCAUACAUGAGCAGACCAUGCCAGCUUCCGGGCUGCUCCCCUAGCCAGGAGGUGUGGUUCUGCAGUGAUUAAGCCUGCAUCUAAACUUGUGUGGUGCAAGGACUUGUAUCUGUUUUUUAUACCAAACUGUUAAAAAAAAUAAAGAAAGAAACCAUGGUUUUAUGGAGAUGAUGCAUUUCUAAAGACAUGGAAAUGCUCCAAGCUCAAAGAGCACAGCCACCUUGCAGGAUGACAUUCACUGCAUGCUGAUGCUGAGAACAAAACUUACACAUGAUGCUGGACCUUAGAGGGUAGAUGAAAGCAGGACUUCAACGUGCUCACUUUGUUAUGGCCUCUUUGGGAGUGGUGCAGGGCACCCAUCCUAUCUAUAGAACUGUGAGUGAAAAUUUCCAAGUCUUACUACAUAAAGCUCGUUAAAAUACUACAUACAGAUUUGGGGAGAAAAAUAAGAAUCUAAGGAACUGCUAUAGUUCCAAGGAGACCUAUAGCUUUCUUUAAGGCACAGUUCAGACUACCCCUAAAUCAGUUUCCUCCCUAUUGUCAAUCUGUGUUUAAAAACAAACAAAAAAAAGGCAACUUUGCUGCUUGACUAAAAGCAGUCAACUGUGUGUUAGCUUCUGAUUUAAGUGGAAGACCUGGCAAAAGCCCCACGGAAGCCAGAACCGAAGGUACAUCAUGCAACAGAGGAAUACUUUUGAGCUCAGCACAAAAUAAUGUUGAGAAGUCUGCUGAAACAAGUUUCAUGCUGAGUGUCACAGCACUGUGUCUUCACCUCAGGUGUAGCUCCAGGGCCAGAUGAGACAUGGAGAGUGUCAAAGCUCACUCUGACAUUUAAAAAGGAAAGUCUCAUAACCUUUCCAGUGGGCAUAGUCAGGGGACAGGAUUUCUUCUAAUUAACCAACAUGGUCAAAGUCAAGAUCUCUCUUCACUGAAGCCCUGGGUCUUUUAACAA